Corythoichthys intestinalis (scribbled pipefish) is the source of this 1024-nucleotide messenger RNA. RefSeq lists its product as uncharacterized. The transcript has 6 exons. Lineage: Eukaryota; Metazoa; Chordata; Actinopteri; Syngnathiformes; Syngnathidae. Bases 173 to 1024 code for a protein of 283 amino acids. The record is from RefSeq and is a predicted model, not a curated record.
CUUUGUUCUAUGUGGCUAAAUACUAAAAUGCAUAGAGAUAUGCAUUUGAUGUUAAUCAUAUUCUCAACUUGUUGAUCAGGAUGGGGCAAGCCAUUCCACUGUGACUAAAUAUUCUGAGGUUGGGAUCUCCAGAACCAGAGAGCAAAAGUCUCCGAAAUCUACAAACGCUGCAAUGGAGGUUGGAGGAAGCCAUUCCACUGUGACUGAGGUUGGGAUCUCCAGAACCAGAGAGCAACAGUCUCCGAAAUCUACAGAUGCUGCAAUGGAGAUCUCAAGCACCACUGAGCAUUCCUCUCUAGGACCUGCGAAGUCAGAAAUGAAGAACUUGGAUUCAAACCAUUCUUUUCCCAUGGACAAAAAAACCCUGCAUAAUAUGGGUUUGGUUAACUACACAGAUUCCGAUUCUGAUGAAUCCCAAGAGCUAUCCAUAAAUCCUUACCAAAGUACUAUCCCAAAGCUCAGGAGAACUAAAUGUAUGCAGGUCAACAGCACACUUAGCCGAUAUCAGGUGGAAAAUGAAGUUGACGGUAAUGGAGAGCUUCUUUACUCCACCUCAGAGGACAGUGGAGAUGAAUAUAUUCCAGGCACAAGUGAGGAAUCAGAUGCGAGUGAAGGUUUGCAAUGUGUCGACUCUCUCUUUAAGAAGGAUAUCAUCAAAGAUUUGUCUCACCUUACAAAUACAUCAAAAGCCUCCUCGAUGCCAUCUGUUAAAAGAGGGCGUCCACCUGUUAGGAGGAGUAGCUCUGGUUCGAUGCGUGAAAGGAAAUGUUUGAAAAGUGUGCAUCAUCACUCCCCACCAUCCAGUCAGGCUGACUCAAUAAACCAGAGUGGAGUAGGUGAUGUUGCUUCUCCUUUAAAGAAUUCAACGAUGGAUUUUGACCAGGAUCAAAUUUCUCCUGAUAGUUCCUCUUCUCUUCUUACAAAUAAAAAUUCUGGUGGUCGACUUUGCAUGAGUCAGAGGUUGCACAGGCUUUUGCUUUCAACAAAGGCUCCAAAGAAAGGCGGCUCCAUCUGGAACAGCUGA